AGCUCCCUCCUUGGCUCUCAGGCAGCUGCUUGCCUGGAACUCCUACCAGCACCAAUGCCCAUCCUUUGAGAUACCCCUGCCUGCCUCCCUCCCCCGAUGAGCUGGCCAGGGGACUGCUUAGCAUCAUGAACGACCAGUACCACCGAGCAGCCCGAGAUGGCUACCUGGACCUGCUAAAGGAAGCCACCAGGAAGGACCUAAACUCGCCCGACGAGGAUGGCAUGACCCCGACCCUCUGGGCUGCUUAUCACGGCAACUUGGAAGCGCUGAGGCUGAUAGUUAGCAGAGGGGGUGAUCCAGACAAAUGUGACAUCUGGGGGAACACACCUCUUCACCUAGCGGCAGCCAAUGGCCAUCUGAACUGCCUCUCCUUCCUGGUGUCAUUUGGGGCCAACAUCUGGUGCCUGGACAAUGACUACCAUACGCCACUGGACAUGGCUGCCAUGAAGGGACACAUGGAGUGCGUGCGGUACCUAGACUCCAUUGCCGCCAAGCAGAGCAGUCUUAACCCCAAGCUGGUGAGCAAGCUGAAGGACAAGGCUUUCAGAGAUGCAGAGAGGAGGAUCAAGGACUGCGUGAAGAUGCAGAAAAAGCACCACGAGCGGAUGGAGAAGAGGUACAAGAAGGAGAUGUCUGACAACUCCGACACCAUGAGCUUCUCCAGCUACUCCAGCAGCACUCUGAGCAGGAAGUUCCAGCACAUGUCCAUGGUGACGUCCCUGCCAUAUUCCCAAGCCACCCUCCACGGCACAGCCAAGGGCAAGACCAAAAUGCAGAAGAAGCUGGAGAAGAAGAAGCAGGUGGAUGGAACGUUUAAGAUCUACGAGGAUGGGAGGAAAAGUGUGAGGUCCUUGUCGGGCUUGCAGCUGGGGAACGAUGUCAUGUUUGUGAAGCAGGGCACCUAUGCCAGCCCGAAGGAGUGGACCCGGUGCAACAUCAGGGACAUGUUUCUAACGGACGAAGAUACCGUCUCCCGUGCCAUAAGCGACCCAGGUUUGCACAUAGACUCAGCCCACUCGGAGGUCAGCACGGAUUCUGGCCAUGACUCAUUGUUUAACCGGCCUGGGCUCGGCACCAUGGUGUUCCGGAGGAACUACGUCAGCAGCGGGCUCUUUGGGAUCGGCCAGGAGGAUGCCAGCGUGCUGGGCGAGGGCAACCUGGAUGGGGUAGGUGUCAAACUGCGGAGCCGCCUGCAGCGCUCGCCAAGUCUCAACGACAGCAUCGGCAGUGCCAACAGCCUGCAGGAGAGGAACGCAGAGGAGCUGCCCUGGGAGGAGGUGGAGCUGGGCCUGGAUGAUGACGAUGAACCUGAGACCAGUCCCCUGGAGGCCUUCCUGGCUUCCCUGCACAUGUUUGAGUUCAUCUCCAUCCUGAAGAAAGAGAAGAUCGACCUGGAGGCCCUCAUACUGUGUUCAGACAAUGACCUGAAGAGCAUCAACAUCCCACUGGGGCCUAGGAAAAAGAUAUUGGACGCCAUCCAGAGGAGGAAGCAGACCUUGGAGAGGCCUGAUGUUAUUGCAGACACCGAGCUAUAGCAGUUUUUAUGAACAAGAAACAAAACCAAUUCUAAGUUGCCAGAAAACCCAAACCAGUGACUCCUCCACUAGGACAACUGAAAGCCACAGUGUAGUCCAGUCCCUCCUGACUGACGGCCUCCUUCCCCAUUCUGCUUCCAGCCUGGGGGACUCUGCCCAACAGGAACCUGCUGCUGAGAGGAAUCGUUGAGAUAUGACCUGCCUGACAUUCCAUCUUUGCUGAAUGGAGCUCCUUUAGCCUGCUUGCUAGAGGGGUGACAAGAUCGUCCUAUGCUAUGAAGCUGAUAGGUGAAACUCCAUGUGAUCACAGUUUGACAAAGCACAGGAAGCCAUGGACAAAGAGAACCAUGUGAUACCUUGGAAUGGACCAACAAAUAAAUAAUCAGGACCUC
This is a messenger RNA of Malaclemys terrapin pileata, 1927 nucleotides long. It is a transcript of the gene USH1G, whose product is annotated as USH1 protein network component sans. Gene Ontology annotation, biological process: equilibrioception; sensory perception of sound; sensory perception of light stimulus. Gene Ontology annotation, molecular function: protein binding. The record is from RefSeq and is a predicted model, not a curated record. Lineage: Eukaryota; Metazoa; Chordata; Testudines; Emydidae. The transcript has 3 exons. The coding region runs from base 126 to 1535 and encodes 469 amino acids.